Messenger RNA from Hibiscus syriacus, 2332 nucleotides. Its product is annotated as F-box/kelch-repeat protein At1g26930-like. Gene Ontology annotation, cellular component: nucleus. Bases 171 to 1721 code for a protein of 516 amino acids. Lineage: Eukaryota; Viridiplantae; Streptophyta; Magnoliopsida; Malvales; Malvaceae. Gene Ontology annotation, molecular function: protein binding. The record is from RefSeq and is a predicted model, not a curated record. The transcript has a single exon.
UAGUUUUUUCUUUUCUUAAUAGGUUGAAUUUGUUAUCCUUGACAGCGUUUUCUUUUUCCGUGGGUCAAAAAGAAAAGCUUGUGCUUGUUACAGUGAUUCGAAAUUUCCUAAAGCUUUAUUUUUGGGGAAAUUUUUUCACUUUUGAAGUUGGGUAGGUGGGCGGAAGAGUCAUGUUGGAGGGCCGGUCCUGCGAGCCGUGUUUGUUGUUUGCAAGCUCUUGUCAACAAGGAACAGAGUGGGCUUACAUGUAUAAUGGGAAGCGUUCACCGGAAUUUGCCGAAUCUGACGGUACUCUUCGGGAGACCAAAUUGGCUAAGCUCUCAUCCGAUGAUUCUUCCAGCGAUGAUAACAGUGAUAAUGGUAAUAUUAAUACUACUUCCUCCCCAGAAGACUCACGUGACCUCCUCUUGCCUGAUUCACGUGACCAAUCCGACGAUGACAGUAAGCAAUCUGAUUUUUCUUCGGAUUUGAAUUCUUCACUUAUCCACCGUCACUCUAUUGGACUAGACAAACCCGAAGACAGCCUGUUGCGUUCUGUGGAGGACUCACCGGAGGAACAGUCUGGGGAAGAUAAUGAUGAUAAGGGUUUUUCAGAUUCUCAUGAGGUGGAGCAUGGUUGUGGGGAAAAUGGUGGGGAAUUGUUUUCAGAUUUGGAUUCCUUAAUCCAACCAAUUGGGAGAGACAUCUCCAUCAGUUGUCUGAUAAGGUGUUCAAGGUCUGAUUAUGGUUCCAUUGCCUCGUUGAACCGGAGUUUUUAUUCCUUAAUUAGGAGUUUAAUUAGGAGUGGAGAGAUUUAUACGUUGAGGAGGUUGAAUGGAGUGAUUGAGCAUUGGGUAUACUUUUCUUGUCAACUCUUUCAAUGGGAGGCAUUUGAUCCAAUUCGACACAGGUGGAUGCAUUUGCCAAGGAUGCCUCACAAUGAAUGUUUCAUUUUUUCAGAUAAGGAAUCCUUGGCUGUGGGAACUGAAUUGCUAGUUUUUGGGAAAGAAGUGACUUCUCUGGUUAUAUAUAGAUAUAGUAUUUUGACAAAUUCUUGGACUUCUGGCAUAAGUAUGAAUGCUCCAAGGUGCUUGUUUGGGUCAGCUAGUCUUGGAGAGAUUGCGAUUUUAGCUGGUGGUUGUGAUUCUCAGGGUAAUAUCCUGAGCUCUGCAGAAAUGUACAAUUCCGAGACACAGAAGUGGGAGACUCUCCCUAGCAUGAAUAAGCCGAGGAAGAUGUGUAGUGGAGUAUUUAUGGAUAGAAAAUUUUAUGUAAUUGGGGGAGUUGGAAAAGAUACUAGGGUUCUCACUUCAGGUGAGGAGUAUGAUCUACAGACUAAAAAAUGGACUGAAAUUCCUAACAUGUCACCUGGAAGGAGUGGAGCAGCUGGUGAGGCUGAGAUGCCUGCAGCAGCCGGUGCACCCCCUCUGGUUGCAGUUGUAAAUGAUGACUUGUAUUCUGCUGACUAUGCUGACAUGGAGGUAAAGAAGUAUGAUAAGGAGAGAAACUCAUGGUUGACUAUUGGAAGAUUGCCUGAAAGGGCUGUCUCAAUGAAUGGUUGGGGUCUUGCAUUCAGAGCAUGUGGAGAUCGCCUUAUUGUGAUCGGUGGACCUGGGACUUCAGGGGAAGGUUUUAUAGAAGUGAAUGCAUGGGUUCCAAGUCAAGGGUCGCCUCAAUGGAACUUGCUUGCGAGAAAGCAAUCGGGUGGCUUUGUUUAUAAUUGUGCUGUCAUGGGAUGCUAGUUGAUGGAUUUUGGCGACAUCAUGUGCUGUGAAAUGGUGCGACAUUGCCACUGAGGUUUACAUUAUUGGUUUCUCCUCCUAUUCAGAAUUCUGAAUUACUGUUAAUGUUAAUUUUCCCCAUCUUUCCUUUUUUAUAUAUUUUCCCUUGGAUGGGAGAUAAUGGGGAAGAACUUCAGAUUUUACUCAAGAUUCGAUAGAAUGAUUUACUGAUACCCCAUCUUGAGCUUUUGUUUCUUUUUACAACUUCAUUCAAAAUUUCUUCCAUUAAAUACGCGUCUUCCCCUGUUUUAAGUAACAUGAGAACUUGAAAGGUUGGUGUCAUAUAGCACAGGAGUAGGUUUAAUAAAUUGAAGUACCAACAUAUCGGUAGGUCGCUAUCAGAGAUUGUUGAAGCUUUUUUAAGAACACAGAACUAGACAUACGGGUUUUCUUCAUCCUUAAUUUUCUUGGAAUGAUCUUUAAGGGAGACAAUAAGUUCUGGGGGUUGUAAUCUUGGAUGUUGGCUGAUGUACUGAUUACAUUGAUCAUUACAAUUGAUGGGCUAUAUAUUCCCAGAAUUUUUUUUAUGUACACUUUGGAAUCUUUUGUUGGUUUUAAAUUUCUUUUGUUCA